This is a messenger RNA of Homarus americanus (American lobster), 4844 nucleotides long. RefSeq names its product FACT complex subunit spt16-like (gene dre4). Lineage: Eukaryota; Metazoa; Arthropoda; Malacostraca; Decapoda; Nephropidae. The transcript is spliced from 26 exons. The record is from RefSeq and is a predicted model, not a curated record. Bases 103 to 3492 code for a protein of 1129 amino acids. Gene Ontology annotation, biological process: positive regulation of transcription elongation by RNA polymerase II; transcription elongation by RNA polymerase II. Gene Ontology annotation, molecular function: nucleosome binding. Gene Ontology annotation, cellular component: FACT complex.
CACCAGGGACAGCAUUGUAGUGGUUGUUUUCUCCCGCCAUUUCCCGGUACAUGUAGUUGAGUGUGCAGUAAGCAAAUCCUAAUUGAACAUUUAUCUGGCAUUAUGUCCUCCAUUAUUAUAGACAAAGAUGCCUUCUUCCGCCGGAUGAAUAAGGUUUACACGGCUUGGAAGAAGGCAGAAAGCAACAAGGAAGAUGGCAUUGGCAAAGUUGAUUCUCUGGUCUCACAUGUGGGAGCUGACCAGGAAGUUAUAUAUUCAAAAUCAACUGCUACACAGACUUGGCUCUUUGGUUAUGAGCUGACAGACACUAUCAUGGUUUGUUGUGAAAAAGCUGUGUACUUUCUAGCCAGCAAGAAAAAGAUUCAAAUUCUUGAAGGUUUGGAGAAGAAUAAGGAUGAGAACAGCAUAGUACCGCCAGUUAAGUUACUGGUCAGAGAUAAAAAUGACAAAGACAAGGCCAACAUCAGCAAGCUUAUUGAGGCCAUCAAGGGUAGCAAGAAUGGAUCAAAGAUCGGUGUGUAUGCAAAGGACAAGUUUACAUCAGACCUCAUUGAUGCCUGGAGAAAAGCCGUGAAGGAAGGGAACUUUGAACAGUUUGAUAUGAGCUCACACAUGGCCAUUGUGAUGUCGGCAAAGGAGGAAUCCGAGAUCAUCACCAUUAAGAAAGCCUGCAAUGCAACGGUGGAUGUGUUUUCAAAGUACCUCAAGGAACAGAUCAUGGAUAUUAUUGACAGAGAUAAGAAGGUAAAACACGCCAAACUUGCAGAGGGCGUAGAACAAGCCAUGUCAGACAAGAAGUACGUGGGAAAUUAUGAUACGCAGCAGAUAGAGCCGUGUUAUCCGCCAAUUAUCCAGUCAGGAGGCAACUAUGCUCUCAAGUUCAGUGUGUCCAGCGAUAAGAGUCCCAUGCAUUUUGGUGCCAUUGUGUGCUGCAUGGGUGUACGCUACAAGAACUAUUGCUCCAAUAUUUGUCGAACGUUUAUGGUCAACCCGCCGGAGAAGAUGCAGAAGGAGUAUGAGCUGCUUUUAGAACUCUUUGAUAAGCUCAUCAGUACCCUCAAGGCUGGUGUCAAACUGUGUGAUGUGUACGAAGAAGUCUAUAAGCACGCCAAGAGCAAGAAACCUGAUUUGGUGGAUAGGCUAACGAAGGCAGUUGGAUUUGGUACUGGUAUCGAGUUCCGCGAGUCUGCCCUUCUCAUUGGCCCAAAGACGACAAUUACUGCGAAGAAAGGACAAGUGUUCAAUGCAAAUCUUGGGUUCUCUGACCUUAAAAAUAAUACUGCCAGUGACGAGGGAAGCAAGAAGUACGCUCUCUUCAUCGGCGACACAGUAGUUGUAAAUGAGGAUCUGCCCGCCACGAUCUUGACGGCGUCCAGCAAAAAGAAACUAAAGAAUGUCGGUGUCUUCCUGAAGGAUGAUGAUGAUGGUGAUGAUGACGAAGAAGAAGACACUAAGGAAGAUACGUCAGAGCUCCUGGGUAGAGGGAAGCGUACUGCCAUCCUCGACUCCAAGCUUCGGCAUCAAACAUCAGAACAGUCGACAGAGGAGAAGCGUAAGGAGCACCAAAAAGAACUGGCGGUGGCGAUGAAUGAAGCAGCCAAGGAGCGUCUAGCACUACUCAAGGGAAAGAAGGAGGACCAGAAAGUGCGUAAAUCUACCGUGUCGUAUCGGUCGUCGAACCUCAUUCCGCGGGAACCUGAAAUUGCAGAGCUCAAGAUAUAUGUUGACCGCAAGUACGAGACGGUGAUAUUGCCCAUCUAUGGCAUGCCAGUACCAUUCCAUAUCUCUAUGAUCAAGAACAUCUCCCAGAGUGUGGAGGGAGACUACACCUAUCUACGUAUCAACUUCUUCCACCCGGGCUCCAGCAUCGGGAAAAGUGAUGGCAUUUUCCCCAACCCAGACGCCGUGUUCCUAAAAGAGGUUACGUAUCGCAGCACUAACACCAAGGAGCCGGGAGAACUCUCGGCGCCAUCCUCCAACCUCAACACUGCGUUCCGACUCAUCAAGGAGGUGCAGAAGAAGUUCAAGACACGAGAGGCGGAGGAGAAGGAGAAGGAAGAUCUCGUUAAGCAAGACACACUCAUCGUAUCCAACAACAAAUCCAAUCCUAAGUUAAAGGACCUUUAUAUCCGGCCGAACAUCGUACAAAAGAGAAUAAACGGGACGCUGGAAGCUCACACUAACGGCUUCAGGUAUACAAGUGUCCGGGGUGAUAAGGUGGACAUUCUCUACAACAACAUCAAGAACGCCUUCUUCCAACCAUGCGAGGGAGAAAUGAUUAUCCUGCUUCAUUUUCAUCUCCGGCAUGCAAUAAUGUUUGGCAAGAAGAAACAUGUUGAUGUACAGUUUUACACAGAAGUGGGUGAAAUAACCACAGAUCUGGGUAAACACCAACACAUGCACGACCGUGAUGAUCUGUCGGCUGAGCAGGCUGAGCGAGAGUUGCGCCACAAACUGACCUCUGCGUUCAAGAGCUUUACAGAGAAGGUUGAAACUAUGACAAAACAUCAAAUAGAAUUCGACACUCCAUUCCGUGAACUUGGAUUCCCUGGUGCUCCCUUCCGCUCUACAGUACUUCUGCAGCCCACCUCAGGCUGUGUUGUAAACUUGACGGAGUGGCCUCCAUUUGUCAUCGUGCUGGAUGAAGUCGAGUUGGUUCACUUUGAGCGAGUACAGUUCCACCUGAAGAACUUUGACAUGGUGUUUGUCUUCAAGGAUUACUCCAAAAAAACCUCAAUGAUUAAUGCCAUCCCAAUGCAGAUGCUUGACCAUGUGAAGGAGUGGCUAAACUCUUGUGACAUCCGGUACUCUGAAGGCGUGCAAUCUCUCAACUGGGCCAAGGUCAUGAAAACAAUUAUCGAUGACCCUGAUGGCUUCUUUGAACAGGGAGGAUGGUCUUUCCUGGAUCCCGACUCCGACGCAGAGAACGAACAAGAGGAGGAGGAAGACUCGGAGGACGACGGCGCGUACGCCCCAACCGACGAAGAGCUCGGGUCCGAGGAGGAGAGUGAGGACUAUUCUGAGGGUGACUCGGAAGCCUCUGACUCCGAAUAUAGUGAAGACUUGGGAACGAGUGAAGAGUCGGGCAAGGAUUGGUCGGACCUCGAGAGAGAAGCCGCCGAGGCCGAUAAAGACGCCAACGACUUCCAGGAUGAGUAUACCAAACAGAAGAAGGGAGGAGGUGGCGGCGGCAGCAGUUAUCGCGACAAAUACAACGACCGAAAGAGGUUAAACCGCAAGUCCUCUCUCAAACUCGGCAAGGACAGACACAUGAGCAAUUCCAAACACAAAUCUAGGCAUGACAGCAGUAAACACAAGACCUCGCACAAAUCCCCACACAAGUCGUCCUCCCACAAAUCGUCUCACAAGUCUCCGAACAAAGGUAAAGAUAAGGGUCGGCAUCACACCAGCUCCAGCAAACACUCGGACAAGAAGAGGUCUCGAGAAGACUCCGGUGAUCGCCACCACAGCAAAAAGAAGAGCAGGAAGUAAAUAUGGUUAGGUCAGGCUGUUAAACAGCUAUUUCCUGCCAUGAAGAGGAGGGAGAGGAGAAGAAACAAAAUAUAAGUGUUGGAAUUCACUAGUUAUAUGGUGAUGCUACACACUACGACAUUACCUGUAGAUCUGGACCUACUUCCUAGACAUAGGAUAGCUACCCAGGAUGCUGAGGAAGAAGCAUGACUGCUCACAUUCCAUUGGUGUUGGGAGGUGCGACUCCUACCUUUCACUCGUGGAUUUUUGCAACAUGUGAACCUACAAAUUAGCUGGUGACUUUGGUGUUGUCGUGAGUGCCCAGUGCUCUUACCUUGCCGCUGUCUGAAAGGAAGGUUUUCGGUGGAAUUUCAACUCGAACAAAUGAUUGCCGUAGCGUAAAUAUGACGUACAAUUAUGAGAUAGUACACAUUCAUUCAUUUCUUCAGCCCUGUGUUUGGAUCCUCUAGUAAAUUCUUGUAUAGAAAUGGUCCAAGUUGUAAUGUAUUUCAUCAUUAAAUAUACAUGAUUGUUAUAUAAUGGGAUCUUUAUUAUAAAUUCAUGUAAGUAAAUUAUAAGUUUUAUGUCAAAUCUCAAAGAAAAAUCAGCACUUGGCGAGACUUAAGGUUAGGUUGGAUGUAGUAGUUUUGUAUACUUAACUCUGAAUGUAUUUUUCACCGAUGACACAUUGAAACAAGAACUGCAAUACCUCCGAAGAUUGGGUUUCCAGCGAGAAAAUGUCAAAAAAAACCUUUCUUCUAAAUUUUAAAAACUUCAGAGCAUAAAGAAUGGAUAUUUUGUUUUUUGUGGAGUUAUAAAACAAAAUAACAGUGUUUUCUUUCAUAUGAAUUUGCUGAAAGGGUAUUAGUUUUAAUUAUUUUUAUACCAGAUGGACACUUAUUUUAUUUUUGUUUGUUUUUAAAAAGGUGUUAGUUCUUUUGAAAACAGAGAAGAAAAGAUCAUUCACUCAGCUCCUUACAAGUAACCACAGAUAUGUACUCUCUUUAGUUUACAGUCGCUAAGCUUAAGUGUCUUCGUGGGGGUACCAAGGUUUGCUUCUUCACAUCCACAAACACUUCCUCGUGUAAGUAAUAUAUAUUUGCAAGACCAUGAAAAAUGUGACGAGCCAACCCUUGCUUAACCCUAUGAAGACCACCCGGUGUACAUCAUAAAUCUUUAGUAAUGAUUGCUAUAGAUCCAGUGUACUAAUUGAGAUUUAUCGCAAAUUCGGGUUUUUGAAGCAUUAAUGAUGUUUAUCUAGCAAGGUUACUGGAGAAGAGGACAUUUUUUUCAGGUAUGUAGGUGAGUGAACUAAUACUGUAUUGCAUUUUAUAUUCAAUCCUUGUGAAAUACAUUAAAAUUGUUUUCGUAGA